Molecule: messenger RNA, 1592 nt
Organism: Carya illinoinensis
Lineage: Eukaryota; Viridiplantae; Streptophyta; Magnoliopsida; Fagales; Juglandaceae
Product: pirin-like protein
Exons: 7
Coding region: 143-1219 (358 amino acids)
Source: RefSeq, a predicted model, not a curated record
ACCCAUAGCGGUACCUGGUCUCUCUACCAUUCUACUAUAAAAAACCAGUCUCCCGCGAACCCACCAUACUGAAACCGGAAGUGGAGUCUUCGGCUGCUUUUGUGUUUUCUUCUAUAUAUCCAACGUCGAAUUGUGGCCAUCCAUGUUUCAAAAUCUGUUAAGGUUGUUUUGUUUUGUGCUUGCUCCUCUCUAUUUUCUGUGUGUUUGCUUAUUUUUCACCAUUAACGAGACCGACGACGUUGCUACUAAAAAUGUACAGCAUCUGAGUCCACGAGCUGCCACUGUGUUCAAUAGAAAGCCGUCAACGCCGAAAGCUGAGUACAUCUGGAAUAUCAUGGCUGAAUCAGGUCAAGAUUGUUCUUUCGACAAACCCAGAUUUGUGGUCAACAAGGUUUUGGCCAGAGCUCAACAAGAGAGUGCUGGUGGUAUUUUUAGGAGAUGCAUUGGAAGAAGCGAAUUGAAGUUUUUGGACCCUUUUCUGAUGUUCGUUGAUUUUUCGCUGACUCCUCCAUCUGGAUUUCCUGAUCAUCCACACAGAGGUUUUGAGACUGUCACAUACAUGUUGCAGGGAGGCCUUAUUCAUCAAGACUUUGCAGGAAAUAAGGGAACAAUUCGAACCGGCGAUGUUCAGUGGAUGACGGCUGGUAGAGGAAUUAUUCACUCUGAAAUGCCUGCAGGUGAAGGACCUUCAAAGGGCUUCCAGCUUUGGAUCAAUUUAGCUUCCAAAGACAAAAUGACUGAACCAAGUUAUCAAGAACUUUUAGCCGAUCAGAUAAAAAGGGUAGAGGAAGAUGGGGUCGAGGUCCGAGUUAUAGCAGGAGAAUCAAUGGGAGUCCAAUCUUCGGUUUACACCCGAACUCCAACAAUGUAUCUGGAUUUCACAUUAAACCCCGGAGCUCAAGUGCAUCAGAAAAUCCCAGAAUCAUGGAAUUCAUUUGUGUACAUAAUUGAAGGGGAAGGGGUCUUUGGCUCCUCAAACUCAUCACCUGUGGCAGCUCACAAUCUCCUGGUUCUGGGUCCUGGAGAUGGUGUAAGUGUGUGGAACAGGUCCUCAAAGAAACUGAGGUUUGUGCUGAUUGGAGGGCAGCCGCUUAAUGAACCUGUGGCCCAGUACGGUCCUUUUGUGAUGAACACACAAGCUGAAAUCAGCAGGGCUAUUGAAGACUACCAAUAUUUCAAAAAUGGGUUUGAACUGGCCAGGAGCUGGAGAUCUCAAUAAGAUUAAAAGAUAGAUAAUAAUUGAAUAAAUAAAAAAUAAGGGUUUUCCCUUCUGUCUUUCAUGUUUCCCACCAAGUACCUACCCCCUUCCUUCCACCUACUCAAGCUUUUCUCGUGUGGGAAUGGUUCCAUCUUCCCCCACCUCUCUUUCUUCCUCUUUUCACUUUCUUUUUCUCCUCUUCCUCCUCUUACCUCCAUUGUCAUCACAAUCUACCUUCUCCCUUUUGGGUGACUAUCUUUCAAUAAGUGUGGGAAUGGUUCUAUCUUUGGGUUAACAAUUGUAGUUGGGCUUUUGCUCUUGUAAUCAGUACAAUUCAUUUCUUGGGCUUCUUAUCAAGGAACCCAAGAUAAAUUUAUUGGCUCUAUUUUUGCAA